AGAGAGAAGAAGAAGCAUUUUUGUUGUUGGAGUAGAGAGGGGGUUAUUGGGGCAUGGAACGGAGCCAUGCUUAGGCAGGUAAUCGGUCAGCUUCAAGACCUCUAGCAUAUCUACGGCUCUCCUCCUCCGCCGUCGCCUACUUUCCACCUUCUUCACUUUCACCAACUGCCUCUUCCGUCCGACGACAACCACCGCAGGUGGUGUUUUCCCAAUAUCGAUGAUUCUUCUUCCGAGGAUUGCUACAGUUUUGUGAUGGCUGCAGGGAAAUCUGGAAACUGUGAGAUGUUGGAACCUUUCAAGCCUCCACCAAGCAAGAAAUCGCGCAAGGAGCGGAACCGGGGGAAAUUGAAUGGAAAUACCCCUACACCAGUAGUUAUGGUGCAAGAAAUUUGGAAAGAAUUCCCCGAAGACCUCUUUGAAGCUGUUAUUGCUAGACUACCCAUUGCCACAUUUUUCCGCUUUCGCUCUGUCUGCCAUAAAUGGAAUUCCUUACUGGAAUCUCAAAGUUUCUCUCAGCAUUGUGAGGGAAUCCCGCAGUCCAAUCCCUGGUUCUAUACCAUUACUCAUGAAAAUAUGAAUGUUGGAGCCAUGUACGACCCUUCCACAAGGAAGUGGCACCACCCCACGAUCUGUUUUCUGCCAGCAAAGAUGAUUGCUCUGCCGGUUGCUUCUGUAGGUGGUCUAGUUUGCUUUCUUGAUAUUGGUCAUAGGAACUUCUAUGUCUGCAACCCUUUGACUCAAUCAUUUAAAGAGUUGCCGGCAAGGUCAGUUAAAGUGUGGUCGCGUGUUGCUGUGGGAAUGACUCUGAAUGCAAAUUCAACCAGUGAAGGCUAUAAGAUCCUGUGGGUGGGGUGUGAUGGGGAGUAUGAAAUUUAUGACUCGGUUAUGAAUUCGUGGAGCCGACCAGGAAGCAUGCCCUUGAACAUCAAGCUACCACUAUCGCUGAACUUUCGGUCACAAGCAAUUUCCAUUGAUAACACACUUUACUUCAUGCAGUCAGACCCUGAAGGGAUUGUGUCCUACAAUAUGGUUACUGGGGUAUGGAAGCAAUAUAUAAUCCCGGCCCCGGUACAUCUGAGUGACCACACACUUGCCGAGUGCAACGGCAAGAUCAUGCUUGUGGGACUGCUGACAAAAAAUGCUGCUACGUGUGUGUGCAUAUGGGAGCUGCAGAAGAUGACGCUUUUGUGGAAGGAGGUGGACAGAAUGCCAAAUAUAUGGUGCUUAGAGUUUUACGGGAAGCACGUUCGAAUGAGUUGCCUGGGCAACAAAGGUUUGCUCAUGUUGUCAUUGAGAUCGAGACAAAUGAACCGGUUGGUUACGUAUAAUGUGAUAAGCAGGGAGUGGCUGAAGGUUCCUGGAUGUAUUCUACCAAGAGGAAGAAAGCGACAGUGGAUAGCAUGUGGCACAGCCUUUCACCCCUGCCUGACUGCUACUGCUUGAUAUCCAUCCCCUUCUCUCUGUUUCUAGCAGCAACAGCAUCUCAAAGAAAGUUUUUUUCUUCCUAUUUUUCCGGCUGGUAACGAGCUUUUGCUGCCGGUUCCUCUCCGGUUGGAUUUUCGUUGUCGUUUUAAAGGGGUUAAACAAGAUUGGCCAUUUUCCCUUUUGUUUUUCUUGUACAAACACGUGGGUGAAUAACUUUAGUUUCCCCGGAGACCCUGUCCCAAGUGAAAUAUGUUUAGACUGUUUAAAUGUUCAAUUAUGCUGAAUUGAUAUAAUAUUUACACGGAGAAUUGAAUGGUCAAUGGCCUCUUGAUGGGUAUAAUUAUAUAUUGACAGGAAGUUUAGUUAUAUUAUAUGG
Molecule: messenger RNA, 1801 nt
Organism: Hibiscus syriacus
Lineage: Eukaryota; Viridiplantae; Streptophyta; Magnoliopsida; Malvales; Malvaceae
Product: F-box only protein 6-like
Exons: 2
Coding region: 253-1443 (396 amino acids)
Molecular function (GO): protein binding
Source: RefSeq, a predicted model, not a curated record